Messenger RNA from Zea mays, 4187 nucleotides. RefSeq lists its product as uncharacterized. The coding region runs from base 1357 to 1794 and encodes 145 amino acids. NCBI's taxonomy places the organism in Eukaryota, Viridiplantae, Streptophyta, Magnoliopsida, Poales, Poaceae. The transcript is spliced from 3 exons. The record is from RefSeq and is a predicted model, not a curated record.
UUUUGCAGCAAACAUAUGGCCAUGAGACCAUGACGAAGAAAGCCAAGGCAGGAGGAGGCAUUCGAGACGGCCUUGUCCGAUAGCCACCGGAGCGGGGCGGGGCGGGCGGCACAUGGACAGCGAGGCCAAGCUUUGUUUUUUUUUAAAAAAAAAACCAUCUUGGACAACUGGAGCAAGCGAACAAAGCCAUCUGUUUUUUUAAUCGCUUUUGGAAGAAUGGAAGGAGCAUGUGUGCCUUCCUGUCCUGUCCUGCCUGCCUGCUGCUCGUGCAUGCUCGAUGUCUACCGUCUGCUGCGCGGUGGCCAUCAGUCAUGGCGAUCGACGCCGAUCUGGCUGAUUCCAUCGAUAAUAAUGCGCGGGGAUGCCGGCCGGGUUUUUAAUCCGGGUCGCGGCCUGCCCGGAACCCUACCCUAGCUCGCCAAAAGCAAGCGUAUAUAGGGGCUCAGCAGUCAGCAGCAACAGCUCUCAGGGAGGCAAAGGCAGGACAAGCAAGCAGUAGAGGUGCAGGUGCCCGAUGUGAUGAGUAGGUUAGGUGGAUAGAUCCAUGCAGAGCUGGCAUGGCCUAGCCCGGCCGGUACGGUACUGCAGUUGCUUCGUCUCUGUCCGGCCUCUAGUACCUCACUACAUAGUAGUACGGAGCAAGCAGCAGUAUCCCUUUCGUUUUUUACGAGGAUAAAAGAAAGAACAAACAGCAGGCUGCUACUCCUUGGGCGAGAGAUAGAGAGAGAGAGGGUGCGGAUCGGAGUGCCGGCCGGCAGGGCAGGCGCACGGAAAUGGAGGGCCUGGCAGCCUCCGUCCGUCCGCCAUGAGCCCAUGCCCAUCCAGCAUCCAUGGGCAGGCAGCACCAGCAGAGGGUGUGGUCAGAAGAGAGGACCGAGAGAGAGAGAGAGUACCGGCCCGUGCCUCUGCAGUCUGGCACUCUGGCUGCUGCCGCUGCCGCUGCCGCACCACCCGCCAGCCCGGUUGGGUGGUUACUUGCCGCAACUAGCAGCUAUUUAUAUGCCCCAGCCUCUGUGGGCCGUUUGCACUCACUCCAAAGCAAAGCAAAUCUCUCUCUCUCUCUCCAUCUCUCCACACACAGCCCCUUCGCUGCCGAGGUCCCUCGCCGGACGGGGGGUGAAGGACGAAGGGGAAGAAAGGUGCGCGGGCAUGCUUUCCACAGGCUUUCUUGAACUGUGAACUCGUGGGCGUGGUGGUGGUGGUGCUGGUGCUGGGUGUGUGGGACGGAAUGAUUGGCUCCUCCCAGUCCCAGUCCCAGUCCCACCCACCAAUUCUCUUCCCCCCGACCGGCCGUGAAUUGAAUUGAAUCGAAUCGCAUCGCUGAGCUUCCCCCCGGCUCGCUCACGCGACCUGUUGAUGGUUCAAGAAAGCCCAUGGAAACCAUGCAGCCUCCCUCCUGUGCAGCUGUGCUCUGGUGGCGGAGAAUUCCGCCGGUUCCGGGUGAGGGAAUUCAGCAGACCAGCCACCCCGAUGCGGAUUCGUGUGUGGAGGAGAGUUGCAGUUGCAGCGACGACUCCAACUCCAACGAGGGGAUCCACGCCUGGACUGUUCUGUUCCAACGAGGGGAUCCAACUCCAACUCAGCGGCAGGCAGCUAGCUGUCCUGUUCGAAAUUCAAAACCCGGCCAGAUCCGUGCUUGCGCUGCUCGCCGGGGCUGCUUUGUCCACUCAGGCCAUCGAUCUCCAGUUCCAUCUUGGUUUAGGCGUGUGGUGGCGUUUGCUGGGCAGAUCAGUUAUUACUCCUCCACUCCACACCACUGCACCGGCCGGCACCGCUGGUAACGCACGCAGGUAGGCGGCCAAGGCCAUGCCAAUGUCAUGCAGCGGGAUUGAUCCAUGCGUCGUCCAUUGGCGCCCUGCCCUCGGCUAGCUGCGGCUGUGCUGGAAAGAGAUCUGGUGGCCGAGGAGGAGGAGAAGGCGAGGACGAGGACGAGGGACAGAAAAGCAGCAAAAGGCUCUUGUGGUUGGCAUGCCUACAACCAACGUCCCAACCAGGAGCCUGAAAAAUAAUCCCCGGCAUAAAGCCAUGUGACAGGCGACAGCGAUGCCAUCUGAUCCGUUCCGUUCGGUUCCCCCCAGCAAACCGUGGUGAAAAUCACGCGGCCCCCGCUCUGCCAUCUACCCCUGCACGAGUACGACGGUACGGCGGCUGCUCCUGCACCCUGCACUGCAGGCCUUCUGCAACGCGGGAGGCGGGAGGGGAUUUCGCGCGAUUCCCGAGGGUGAGGCAAGAAUAUAUGGGGUAUGUUUGAUUUUACUUUUGGCUUUGCUUUUUACCCUCUAAAAAUCAAAAGUCAAACCUCUAAAAAUCAAAAGUCAAAUCAAAUGGCUGCAUUCAGAAAUCAUCUUUUUCUAAAAGCACAUUUGGACAUGCUUUUAGUGGCUUUUAAAUGGAACAUGUGAAAAUAUAUAUCGAAAAACUUUUAACGACUUUUAGUAGUUUUCACCGAACGAUUUUUAGCUUUUUAACAGCUCGCAGCCCAUAACAGUUUUUUUUCAUAGUCACAGCCCAACCAAACAGACCUAUAGUGCUGCUGAGCUGAAUUUAUAUUGCAUUUUUUUCAUACCGCUUACUACCUUUUCUUCUCGAUGGAGAUUAUUGUCACCUGCUGGACAUCAGGGGCGUCCUUAAUGACUGUCUCACAUAGCUAGAUGACGUGGAACAAAAAAAAUAAAAAUAGUAAUUUAUCUCACCAUCAGUAUUUAGUCUUAGCUCGUCACUAGUUAGGGGGUGUUUGGUUACACCCCGCUAAAAUUUAGCCUCUGUCCUAUCGAAUGUUUAAACCUCCGUUCCGAGUAUUAAAUGUAGUCGGAUUAUAAAACUAAUUUAUCAGCCGAAGAUUAAAAGACGAGACGAAUCUAGUUCAGUUGGUUGGGUCUAUAUUUCAUACUCCUAUUUAAAAGUCAAACGCUUGAUGUGACCCGGACUAAACUUUAGCAGUAGCAACCAAACACCCCGUUAUUCUCGUUCCACCGGUACUUGGUCUUAGCUCGUCACUAGUUAUUCUCGUUUUUCAUAUAUUUUCUAUCCAGUUAAAAAAUAGAAUGUAUAGAUAGUAAAAUAGCUAGCAAUAGGGAUUCCCUGACAAUGCACUGCGGUCCGGGGAGGCGAGUGGGCAGUGCAGGUGAGCUACAUGACCUAGCCAGUAGCCAGGCGAGCGAGUUUAUACGGAUCACAUGAUCCGCAAUGAUGGGCGGAGCGGAGGGAGGCCAGUUGACCCACACUGCCACUGGGCUGUGCUGUGCAGAUCCAGAGCCGGGGCGGGGCGGGGACCAACCAGAUCUCCCACGGGGCAUACGAGAUAUACCCUAUCCUGCCCGCGCACACGAGCCUGCUAGCUUUAGCGCAGCCUAGCUAGCUCCUCCAGACUACUACUGUCCUCUUCCAGCUCUACUCGACUUGACGGUGAUAGAAUAUAUCUCAAUUUUGCCAAUAUUUUAUGUGGCUUAAAAUAAAAUACUCGAGUAUACAAUACAUCCUGAAAUCAAUGCCUAUCUAUGAUAAAAGAUAUCAGCUUUUUUUUUAUCUCACACCAUAUCCAACCGGCCCAGACACACUCCCGCUCCCUCUCCCACCAUCAAAUCCACAACUCAAAUCCGACUCAUAUCCAACCGAGCAGAAGACUAUGCUCUCUUUCUCUGUAGCCUGAUGCAACAGGUAAUGCAAUAUAACAAUGCCGACAUCGAUGAGGACAAAAACAUCGAGAAGUCACUCCACAUUUUUCCAAAGAAACACAUGAAGGCCAUCUUGGUGAUGCAGAUGCUACUAGAGAUGGCAACAGAUAUAAUACCCAUCGGAUUGUAUUAUUCGAUAUACAUACCCAUCAAAAAAAAUCUAACCAUUGGCAAGUCUCUCUAAUUGGUCUCUUUGACAGAAAUGUUGGAGCAGUAAAGCUCGGGGUGGAUAAUAAGUAUGUCUUGGUCUUGGGAAGAACCACAUAUUCCAUGAGAACAGGUCUAGGUCAAAUGUUACUUCACUACGAGCUGCUUCAACAACUACCUCAACACUUAGAACCAACUGCUCUCUAAGUCACUUGGGAGGGUCAAGUUUGAGGAGCUUGGUGCUAGACUCGGAAUGGUUUAAAUUCCUCGGAAGACAUCAUAGACUUGAUAUAAUGAUUGAAGACUUGAUGUCAACAUUUUAUCUUCAUUAUUAGCAUCUAAUUUAGCAGUUCUAAUACAUUAUAA